Molecule: messenger RNA, 4667 nt
Organism: Larimichthys crocea (large yellow croaker)
Lineage: Eukaryota; Metazoa; Chordata; Actinopteri; Sciaenidae
Product: forkhead box protein J3
Exons: 16
Coding region: 692-2677 (661 amino acids)
Biological process (GO): regulation of transcription by RNA polymerase II
Cellular component (GO): nucleus
Molecular function (GO): RNA polymerase II cis-regulatory region sequence-specific DNA binding; DNA-binding transcription factor activity, RNA polymerase II-specific
Source: RefSeq, a predicted model, not a curated record
CUGGCGUUGGAAGUAGUUCCGGUGGUUUAGCAGCCGAGCAGCGCACAGAGACCCGGGAUCUUCAUGUUGCCGCUGAGCGCAAAAGCGAACAGCGGGUCGAGUCCGCCUGUCAUGACUGUCGAGUGACCACAGCAGCGGUCAGUUUGACGCCCGCAGAGCACCGUGCAUGCUGCCCGAGUGACAGCGUCAAGGCGCCGCCACAGCUUUUGUCUUCGAGGGGGAAUUUUCAAGUGCAGAAUAGGCGUCUGGAGCUUCUGUAGCAGAGUACAAAAAAAAAAAAAUUGAGCCGGUUCACGUUCACCUACGACGGCGUCUGAGGCUGAACCACAGCAGGUAUCAGAUACAAGAGGCACAGUGCACACAGGCUAGUGGUGUGAAGCUACACCGUGCCGCCAUGCAGCCAGCCCACGCUCCCAAACUUCUCAACAACAACAGCCACGGCAGCACAGCAGCAGCGGCCAUUGCAGUGGCUAAAUGAAGAACUUGUGAACAUGCACGAGGGAAGGACUCUACCUUUCACUUCGGUGACUUCCCCAGAUGCUUUGGCCCAAAGAAAGAUGGAAAGGAAUGGGAAGAACUUGAGCCAAGGCUGCUGCACAGCACCCAUUCAGUGAGCCAACAGGAGAUCCUCCAUACGCCACGUCGCUGAGCCUCUCACCCUUCCCUUUUGACCCCUCGACCUACAAGCGCCAUGACCUCUGAACUGGAGAGUAGCCUGACCUCAAUGGACUGGCUUCCCCAGCUCAGCAUGAGGGCAGCCAUCCAGAAGUCAGAUGGAGGAGGACACCACCAUGGCCACCACCACGGACACCACCACCACGGCCACCAUCACGGGCACGGGCCUGGCAAAAAAAUCGUCCACCUGGAUCCAGGAACAACGCUGGACCAGGAGGAGGCUGCGCAGCACAGAGAUGGUAAACCACCCUACAGCUACGCCAGCCUCAUCACCUUUGCAAUCAACGGCUCGCCGCGCAAACGGAUGACCCUCAGUGAGAUCUACCAGUGGAUCUGUGACAACUUCCCCUACUACCGAGAAGCAGGCAGCGGUUGGAAGAAUUCUAUACGACACAACCUGUCCUUGAACAAGUGUUUUCUCAAAGUGCCUCGCUCCAAAGACGACCCUGGAAAAGGUUCCUACUGGGCCAUAGACACCAAUCCUAAAGAAGACACAGUACCCAGCAGGCCAAAGAAGAGACCGCGCUCUGGAGAAAGGGGAACUCAGGCAGGCGUGGAGAAGCAAAGUGCACAAUCACAGUUGCUCAUUGGAGGAAGAAUUGAGGCAUCAACUCCUUACAGCCUGGAAUCAGAGUCUCUGAGAAUGGACUGCAUUAUGUCAGGAGGAGCCUCUCCAACUCUGGCCAUCAAUACCGUAACAAACAAGGUAGCGCUGUACAACCCCGAGGCAGAAGGCAGCGAGAGCCCCAGCAGUCUGGGUGGCAGCCUGAGCAACAGUCUUUCAGAGCAGAGUUUGGCGUCCGUCAACCUUAACAACCUGAACACCGCCGUCAGCAGUGGCAGCAACGUGCACAGCUACACACCAGUGAGUAGCCACUCAGAACCUUCGUCUCAGUCCCUGAGCCUUCAGCAGCCCGCCCAACAGCAGCCGCCGCCGCCUCCCCCUCCUCCCCCACAUCCCCAGUACGGUUUGCCCGUCCCGGAAUCGCGGGACAAGCAGCUCUGUUUCUCAGACUUCGAGGACCUCAGCGCUUCUUUCCGCAGUCUUUACAAGUGCGUGUUUGAGCAGUCCUUCUCGCAGCAAGGUUUGAUGGGCAUGCCUGGUGAUUCUAGCCAGCAGGCCCGGACCGCCUGCUCCUACCAGCACUCACCUGGUGCAGGAAGCGGCGGUGGCGGCCACCACCACCAACACAACCACGGUCAGGCAUCGCACCACUCCCACCACCCUCAGCAGCACCUCUCCCCUCACUCCACCCACAGCCAGCAUCAGGCACACGGUCAGCAUGCUCAGCAUCAACAACACCCUUCUCAUUCCCAGCAGCACCCGUCUCUCUCCCACCAGAGUCACACUGGACAGACUUGCCCCACAACAGGCAUGUCAUCAGACUGGUAUCCCAACCUGGACUGGCUGAAGGAGAGCUGCCGCAUUGCUACCAGCUACAACUGGGCUGACGUAGACCUCUCCCCAUUUCAAGGUCUAAAGGAGAGCAUGCGGCAGGCUGAGCUCAACAACUGGUCGCUGGACGCCGCCCAGAUGGCCGACCUGUGUUCCUCCAUUAACCAGUUCUUCACGGCCACAGGGGUCAUCCCCCCUCAGGGCGCAGCUCACCCACAACCUCAGGUCCAACACCCGACACCACCAGGAGCGCCGCAGCACCCAGCUCAGCCACACGGGGCGAUGCACCCAAAGGCCAGCCAGCACAAUCAGCACGGGCAACACAACCAACACAAUCAACACAUCAGCACGGGGAACAUGUACAUAGACUCGAGACAGAGCAUUUCCUCUCUGAUGGGCCCACCAGGAUACCCCCACAUGCCUCCCAUGAGCAACACGGCCCCCUCCAUGACAGGUGACUCCUCCAUCGCUCUCUUAACAGGCCAUCUCAGCCAGCUGAGCCAGCAGCAGCAACAACACAGGCUGCCUCUGGGACACUUCCAGGUGAGACGCAUGCUCACUGCAGACGACAUCCAGGACGACUUUGACUGGGAUUCCAUCGUCUAAACUGAGCCGCUGGUGGAUCAGAGGGAUGAAGAGAGAGAGAGAGAGAGAGAGAGAGAGACAGACUGGAAAUGGGAAAGAGAGAGACAUGUGAUGGCAGGUGAGGUAUUGACUGGCCGACCUGCUCCUUUUCACCUGGGUGAAAAAACAGAAGACAAUCCAACAGAAAACAAAAAUGGAUUUCAUUUUUUUGAUCUCGCUGGCCUUUUUUUCUGAACCAAGUGGAUGGUGGCUCUAAAGACAAUCAUUGAAAAAAAAAAAAAAGACUUAUUCGGGAUUGGACCAAGCCAAGAUGUGAACAUACAUCAUCCAAAGCAAAAAGGACGUCUGAAGCUUACUGAAUUGUUUUAUGUUUUGUCCCCCCUUUCCCCCAGUGCCAACAGGGUUACAAGUCGCCAAAGUGUUGUCAAAUCGUCUGUGAAUUGUUUAAAUCUUUUGUGUUUUCUGCUUCAACUUGUGUUCCGUGUCUACACAGUUUCAGCACUCGUGCCUGAAAUGGAUAGAAACCUGGUUUUCACCAAACUCUGUGCAAAAAAAAUAAAUAAUUCAACCCAUCUUACACACACACAUUAAGCAGGAGUAACCAUUUCAUCAUCUUUGUUCGCUUUAGUACUGGGCGUCUGUGUGGUCUGAUACAACUACACUGAGAAAAUAAAGAUGGGUGUACCUGAUCAACUUCAAUCAGUAAUGGUUGAGUGGAGCACCACCUACUGGUUCAAACAGGCACCACAUAGCUUCCUUUGCCUAAAAAAAGUUCUAUGCACCAUAAUGUGUUUGUUUUUGUUUAUCUUUGUUCUGUUACAUCAUUUUAAAUGUCAUUAUCGUGUGUGUGGAACAGUGCAUAGUGCCAUGUUCUCAGGGUGUUACAUUCAUGUACCAUAUCAGACCAACACAAAGCCAUUUACAUGUCUGUAUGUAGAGGUUACUUGCGUGUCGUACGGUGCUGUGUGUGUUUACUUCCUGUUGGCGAACAGUGAGCCUCCUGGCAACUGGUCAAAAAGUUUAUCUUCUUUUGUUCAGCUUAUAAGCUAUCUGAUACAAAAAUACUGUGGAAUAAGCUUUUCAGUAGCUCAAAAAGCAGCCACUAAUGAAAAAGAAAAUGAGACGCUGGCUAGACGUGGACUUUGUCAACAGUAAUACAUAGUUUUCUGAGAUAUAAUUCAGUUUUUCAAGGUUUUAUAAUUUGGGGAAAGUGCAUAUCAAUUAUGACCAGGCAGUGAAGGUCGGACGUUAUUUUAAGAAGCCUCAUUUAGGAGACGACGAGCAGUUUUUGCACAACACCAAACUUGAUAGCAUCUUAGUGAAUGAGAAAUAAAAGAAAACGGUGAACAUUUUAGUUGUUUAUUUCAAAAGAAAAAAAAAAGAUCAACAAAGACUAAACAAAAGUUUUAAAUGCUCAACUUUUUUUUUACUGUGAUGUUUAAUUUUGUCUGUGUGUAUAGUGUGUAUAGUCCUCUCUGAUUUCCUUUAGCGUACAGCUCAAAAAAUACACAUAAGAAACUAGUAAUUUGUUUGUAUUAAGUGGGUACACAGUAAAAUAUGGGACCUUAAAGUGCUCUUUUUGGUUUGGAAGAUCUCAGUGAUUGUUCGAAUGGUCAAUACAAGGUCUCAUGUUAAAAAAAAAGAAAAGAAAAGAAAAAUACUCUUUAUUAUUGCCAUUAAAUGCUGUAUUACAGUGACCAGCAUAUAUAUCUUGUCUUUGUGUGUUGUAGUCCUUGUAAAUAAGUAUGUUACUCCUAUGUUUGCCCAUGAAAAACACAGACUGAUAAAAAAAAAAGAAAGAAAGAAAAAUGAAAUGGAGAGAAAGUAUUUUGUUAUUUGUCCUUCAGGAGACACCGUGUGUACAUACCUUCAGUAUAUUGUAAAUAAGUGAUAAAAAAAGAAUUGGCAUUUGGCGUUUUGUGUGUCAUAAAUAAUCUGUGUAUGGCGGUUCAACAGUUAAGAUCUGUUUCAGUGUUUAUUAAAAUGUCAUUGAUCAUUUUUACUGCGCUAA